This is a messenger RNA of Oncorhynchus gorbuscha (pink salmon), 2195 nucleotides long. RefSeq names its product chemokine-like protein TAFA-2. The transcript has 6 exons. The record is from RefSeq and is a predicted model, not a curated record. Gene Ontology annotation, molecular function: receptor ligand activity. Lineage: Eukaryota; Metazoa; Chordata; Actinopteri; Salmoniformes; Salmonidae. The coding region runs from base 472 to 882 and encodes 136 amino acids.
UGGAAUACAGACUGGUGCCGCAACGGAGGCAGAAGUCGGGACAAUUUCACUUCAAUUUUGAGUUUAUUACUCAAUUUUAUAUGAUAUUUUAUUUUCUCUCACUUCAAGGGUGAUCACACUCGGUUAAGACUGGGGAAACAAUAAUGACAGUGUAUUCUCACGUUGGACAAUACAUAGUCUGACUCUUAUCAGAAAGCAUAAGAGGAAGAGAAAGCACUGAAUAAUUUUAUGUGCUCUAUCAAUCUACAGUCAAGCAUUUGUUCCAAGAAAACGAACAGUGUUGCGUUUGUGUGCGCGUGGAUUUAAUUGUCGGAUAUCUAUCACUGUGUCAAGCAAUAUUGGACCAGUCCUACACAAAUCUAGGCUGUGCUGAUGUCGCCCGCGGACAGACGCACCGCUGGAUUGUAGCAGUGCCGAUGGAUUAAAGGGCAACCUUAACAUUUGGAGGGCGCGAAGGUAGCGGGCAGCAGGAUGAGUGAGAGACACACACAGCAAGGAAGUAAAGGGUUUCUACUUCUAAUGGUCUGCAUGGUGACUCUGCUGGAGAUGGCUAGACCAACCGAAGGUCACAGAGUGCAUCAAGUCAGAACCGGCACUUGCGAGGUUGUGGCUUUGCAUCGAUGCUGCAACAAGAACAAAAUAGAAGAACGCUCCCAAACGGUUAAAUGCUCCUGCUUCCCUGGACAAGUGGCCGGGACGACCAGAGCUGCCCCGUCCUGUGUAGAUGCCUCUAUAGUGGAGCAGAAGUGGUGGUGUCAGAUGCAUCCAUGUCUGGAUGGGGAGGAGUGUAAAGUCCUCCCAGAUCUGAAGGGAUGGAGCUGCGCCACGGGGAACAAGAUAAAGACUACCAAGAUCUCAUCGGACAGGGAUCAGCUCUGGUAACCCUUGAUGCCACGGGAACCGAAUCAAGGUGGAUCAAUAAAUGUUACUGGGUCUUUACCUGUGGAAUACCAUCAUGGACUCAAGAACAUUGCAGCGACCCUUUUUUGUAAAUAGAGACUCCCUCUAUUGGAGACUAUACUAUGAAUCUUCUGGAAGACUUACAAGCACAGGGUAACAAAGGACAUCUGGAUGAGAAGAGAAGAGUGGACACUACUAAAUGAUUGCUCAGUAGAGGGGACCUUUAUUUUGAAAAGCCCAGACAUGACUACCACCACAUUGGACAUUAGGAUGUCUUUUUAUUCUCUAACAUUGUUCUGCUUAUAGUGGAUUACAAUGGUGAAUUUUGCCAAAACAUUAAAAACAUUAUUUGGAAAGUGAUAGUUUUUCUUAGGGAAAUAGUUUUUUUCCCCCUCAGAAUGCAUUGUGCAUCAUUACUGUAACAGAGUAUCAUCAAUAUCAAGAAUUUCCCCCAUGAAUAUUAGGGACGAGUCGAAUUCGAUCCAGUUUUUAUCAAUUAAAUGAUGGUCAGAAAAUGGUAAUGUAAAAUUGGUGAACCUUAUUGUAUUGAGCCAAUCAUUGAACAUGCAGGGUGAUUUUCAAAGGAGCACAAAAACGGCACAGGUACUGGAAUUGGCGUAUGUACACCUCUAUGUUUUUUUAAAUGGGUGGCCAUCAUUGUGGGUGGCCAUUCUCGAUGGUGCUGCGCGCAGGGAACAUGGCUUAUUCAAAUGAGAGUUGCAAUCAAUGGCCAACCAAUGACAGUUGAGAGAAUGUGAUGUAUCCAAGGACAAAUCGAUGUAGACUACUGAUCUAUAAGGCAGGCUACAAUGUAGGAUUUCCACCACCAAAACUGAAAACUGAAGGUCAUGUUUGAUUUGCAUGUUUUAUUCCAAGGGCAUCAUCUUUCAUUAACGUCUAGAGCAGAUUUGGGCACUAGGUGCAUACUUUUGAAAAUGUACACAUGAAUGAAAGUGGUGCACAAAUGAGUUACCCCUCGUGUGCUUAGCGUUUGCUUAUGUUCUUUUGAAAAUCCUCCUAUCAACUGCUAGCUGAUCCAGUUAGUUUGUCUAUGUUGCACAAUGCUGAAGCUCAGAUUCGAAUGUCCAUGUAAUGUUUAUGUUAAUGUAUGCAAGCUAAAAUGCAUUCAUUCUACAAUACUGGCUAUAGUCCAUGGGGUUGGUAGGGGCCGGUUAAGUGUUAAGUACUUUUUAAAAUUACUUUCUGAUUCGCUGAUAACUUUUCAACAGGUAUCUCUGACGCUUCCUUCGUCUGUGCAAGUGAUAACAUCUUCGAAUAAUAAACUGUGGUUGUGU